AUGGCCCGCACAGGUUCAUCACGCCGUCUAGCGCGCACUCGCACGCGCACGCGCGAUCACGCUCACGACCGCAAGACAUCGCACGCAUCCGGUCAGGCGCAAGCGCAAGCUCAAGUUCAAGGAGCCAUCUCACAAGCGAGCAAGAAGCGAGGCGCAAAGGCGAGGAACAGACAUCGUGAUGAGAUGAGCAGGCAGAGGCUGGAUGAGAUUGUGCAGAGGGAGAGGAACGAGGAGAGCAGUGGCGCCGUCGAACCUUCAGAGAAGGCUACGUCCAGCAAGAAGACGUUCAAAAGGCGGGGUCCGGAUGCUGUGCCUCUCGACAUGCUCGGUGGAAUGAGCAUCUAG
This is a messenger RNA of Ceraceosorus guamensis, 345 nucleotides long. RefSeq lists its product as hypothetical. The transcript has a single exon. Lineage: Eukaryota; Fungi; Basidiomycota; Exobasidiomycetes; Ceraceosorales; Ceraceosoraceae. The record is from RefSeq and is a predicted model, not a curated record. Bases 1 to 345 code for a protein of 114 amino acids.